AUGAGGGUGCAAUACCAGGUGGCUGUGGCGGCGCCGGCGGUGGCGGAGCGGUGGAGGAACGACAAGCGGGUAGCGACGGCGAUGGAGAGAGUGAAGAGGAUGGCGGGUGAGAGCGCGGUGGUGAUAUUCGGGGUGAGCGGCUGCUGCAUGUGCCAUGCCGUGAAGAGGCUCUUCUGCAAUUUAGGGGUCAACCCCACCGCCUACGACCUCGACGAAGACCCGCUCGGGGAGGAGAUGGAGGCGGCGCUGAGGUGGCUCCUCGGCGGCGCUGCCGCCGUCCCCGUCGUCUUCAUCGGCGGGAAGCUCGUCGGGGCCGUGGACGGGGUCAUGGCCGCCCACAUCAACGGCUCCCUCGUCCCCCUCCUCAAGGACGCCGGCGCCCUCUGGCUCUGA
This is a messenger RNA of Spirodela intermedia, 393 nucleotides long. The record is from the annotation of a GenBank genome assembly. Lineage: Eukaryota; Viridiplantae; Streptophyta; Magnoliopsida; Alismatales; Araceae.